Australozyma saopauloensis is the source of this 2148-nucleotide messenger RNA. Its product is annotated as protein kinase. The record is from RefSeq and is a predicted model, not a curated record. Gene Ontology annotation, molecular function: eukaryotic translation initiation factor 2alpha kinase activity; ATP binding. Gene Ontology annotation, biological process: protein phosphorylation. The coding region runs from base 1 to 2148 and encodes 715 amino acids. The transcript has a single exon. Lineage: Eukaryota; Fungi; Ascomycota; Pichiomycetes; Serinales; Metschnikowiaceae. Gene Ontology annotation, cellular component: cytoplasm; cytosol; nucleus.
AUGUCAAUAGUGCCCUAUCAUUCCGAUAGAAACAACCGGAUCGUCUACCACGACCUGUCGCACCAGAUCGUGGUGGUCCACAACCACGAGGACAACUCGUUUAGUCUAUUCAACGAUCUUCAAAGCUUGAAUCACUAUAAUAAAACACACGGAACGGCUGCGUCCGUGGAACAGGAACCGCAGACGGAGGUUUUGUGUCCGAAUUGCGGAAUUGACCUUUUGGACUUUCUCGGGACGAAAAACCGGCCCGGGUUCCGCCGGCGCUCGUCCAACAGUACUAAAACAAGGAAAAACACACGUAGAGAGACAUCCGAACGGUCGGCGGUGGCCAAUCCCGAGCUGGCGAUCACCGAACUCCCUCGGCGCUUCUCGCCGCCGCCGUCGAUCGAAAUGUCGCCUGUAGAAUUCAUGCAUAGAGAUUACUUCAAGCUUCUUGCGGACGCUACCCUGAAUAGCGCCACGUUGGCGGCGCCGGGAGACGAUUCGAAUACGAGUCUUCCUAGCGAUCUCUUCAACCAAGGGUAUUUCGAGCGGUUUUUCCGGAAAAUCCCGCCGGGAAUCUUGGGAAGCGGCGCUAGUGCACAGGUGUAUAAAGUGGUGCACGUCUUGAAGGAUAUCCAGUUGGGUGUUUUCGCCGUGAAGAGGAUUAACGUGGGCGACCACUCGCAGUACUUGGACCAUGUUCUCAACGAGGUGCUCAUUCUUUACGAGCUUUCGGUCCGCGGCGCGAACGAACACAACUUGAUUCGCUACAACCACGUCUGGAUGGAAACAGGCGAUUUGUCUGAUCUGAACACGAUCUUUCUUGGUGAUGAAGGUGCGCCGCCGCAGUCCGAGAGGAAUAUCGUCCCGUAUGUGUACAUUCUUCAGCAGUACUGUGAUGGAGGCCACUUGGAACACAUGAUGAUCUCGAACUUCCAGAGGGAAAUGGCAAUGCUGCUGAAAGAAAAGCUUGAGGCUGAGCGUGCCAGACGCAGAAGUAUAAAGAACCACGAGCUUCUGAAGACUCCUUCCACAGGCGCCAAGAGCUGGCUACUGCCGGUCGAAACCUGGAAGUUUUUCCACGACAUCGUCAACGGCGUGCUGUACUUGCACUCGCAUGGAAUAUUGCACCGAGAUUUGAAGCCUUCCAACUGUCUUUUGGAGUCGGUUUACGACUCCAGUGUCAUUGCAGAGGAUUCAGUAUACGAGUCGGAAAGUGCACUUAGCCAGGCUCUUUUGCAACUUCCCCGGGUUCUAGUCUCAGACUUUGGAGAGGGGAAGUUUAUAGACAAGCAAAGAACCCAGAGCAGCGCCCCGUUUGAUGAGAGAAGGGGUAACACGGGAACGGUUGAGUUUACGGAUCCAAAGUUGUGGGUUUACGCACAGUAUGAACGCACAAAGAAAGGAAAACGGAAAUUUGCCCACAAAUUCACCUACGACUGCGAUAUAUAUUCACUCGGGAUGAUUCUAUGUUAUUUAUGUGUCGGAACCUUGCCUUUUUCUGAGGUUUUGUCCAAUACCAACGAUCCAGAGGCUGUGAGAAACGACAUUUCUACAUGGCACAAAAACCUCACGGUGAAAUCGUUCGGACAGUGGUUUGACAGCAAUGCAAAGUCUACAAACAAGUUUUCGUCGGCGGCAUUCGAAGACUUCAAGCUUCUUGCCUACAUGAUGAUUAAAGGCGAGCUGGACUUGCCAAAACCGUCCGCGGAGAACAUCGUCGAGUACUUGCAGUCGAUGAGGGAGAGCAACCACUUCAUCAAAAGUGAAAAACCCGUGAACGUCGACGAUUCGAGACCGAUGAGUGAUCUCAAACUGCACCCUGAAGAAGAUGGCAUUGAAGAAGAAGAUACUUUGGAUCUUCUCAACACACCACAGCCCAGCAUCCCGCACGAUCAUUCGCACAUCGUCAAGCGCGAUUUUUCAGCGGCCAUGUUCACAGCACUAAUCAUUGCAUGUUUGGCGGCAAUGGAGCUGAUUGUCUUUGUGACGUUCUACAAGACCUUGGUGGCAGUGAAGCUCGGGCUGGUGCUCGGAUUGGUUGCUGGAUUGCAGAACGAAAACUUCAGACUCUCUGUUCUGCUUGUGGUUGUACUCCUGACGGUUUCUUUCAUGCUCUUGUCUAUGAACCCAGACUUGGAAUUGUACAAAGUAUCUAUGUUCUAG